Heterobilharzia americana is the source of this 4084-nucleotide messenger RNA. Lineage: Eukaryota; Metazoa; Platyhelminthes; Trematoda; Strigeidida; Schistosomatidae. The record is from the annotation of a GenBank genome assembly.
GCCAGCACGUGACGGCGACUAACGUCGCUGGCGAGCCACUUCCAUGUCGCCUCUUCUUCGUCACUGAUCGACAUUCUGGGAUACGCUUCCUAGUUGACACUGGGGCAGAAGCUAGCGUCAUCCCACCUACGAAGGAAGAGCGUCUGCGGCCAAUGUCUCUGCAACUUCGUGCCGCCAACGGUUCGCCCAUCACAACCUAUGGUCGGAGAUUCCUCGAUCUCAACCUUGGAUUGCGUCGUCCCUUUCGUUGGGUUUUCAUAGUGGCAGAUGUGACCACCGGCAUUAUUGGUAUGGAUCUCUUGCAGCACUAUCAGCUGCUGGUAGAUGCUGGCAAGCAUAAGUUGAUAGAUUCUACCACAACACUCUCUGUUUCCGGUAUAGUCACAAAGACGCCGCCCCUCAGUCCCGUGUACUGCACGACGGACGCUUCUAGUCCCUAUGCGUCUAUCAUUCAGUCCUUUCCGGAUGUCUUUAAGCCAAGUCGUUGUGUCCCUUGUGUGACUUCGAACGUUUCUCAUCACAUAACGACGACUGGCCCGCCAGUGUUUGCGAAACCACGGCGAUUAUCCCCGGAGAAACUGCGUGCUGUAAAAGCCGAGUUCGAACACAUGCUUGAAAUGGGAAUAAUCAGACCAUCCAACAGUCCAUGGUCUUCACCCUUGCAUGUGGUACCCAAGAACAAUGGCAUGGACUGGAGGCCUUGUGGUGACUACCGAAGGCUCAACGCUAAAACGAUUCCAGAUCGUUACCCAGUCCCUCACAUUCACGACUUGACUGCAUCUUUAAAAGGCUCGGUUAUCUUCAGUAAGCUUGACUUGACGCGUGCAUAUCAUCAGAUCCCGGUUCAUCCUGAUGAUGUUCCCAAGACAGCCGUCAUUACACCGUUUGGUCUUUUUGAGUUCCUCCGUAUGCCUUUUGGUCUUCGCAAUGCAGCACAAACCUUCCAACGUUUUAUUCACGAUGUUUUACGUGGACUCGAUUUCGCCUAUGCCUACCUAGACGAUAUACUAAUCGCUAGUCCAGACGAAGACACUCAUUUUAACCACUUGAAACAGGUUUUCGCCAGACUGUCAGAGCAUUCGAUGACAGUCAACCUGGCCAAAUGCCAAUUGGCGUUCGUUCACUAAAAUUUUUGGGACACGUUAUCGACGAGCAAGGCAUUCGCCCACUACCUGAAAAGGUACAGGCGAUCCAAGACUUCCCAGUCCCAGCGUCACUUAAAGCUCUGCGUGUGUUUCUGGGUAUGGUGAGCUAUUAUCGUCGCUUCGUUCCCCAAUGUGCACACAUUUUGACUGCACUGACCGACCUGCUGAAAAGUAAAUGUAAAACUUUCAGCUUGACUCCGGAGGCACUAGAAGCAUUUCGCAAGAUCAAAACCGCAAUAGCAGACGCCACGAUGCUGGUGCAUCAAGACGUAAACCUACCUCUUAGCAUUGCGGUUGACGCCUCUAACACGGCCAUUGGAGCUGUGUUGCAACAACUUUCGGAUCACACUUGGAUCCCAGUUGCAUUCUUCUCUCGGAAGUUAUCCACCUGCGAAAUGCGGUACAGCACUUUCGGCAGGGAACUGCUCGCCAUAUAUGCCUCAGUGAAACAUUUUCGUCAUUUUGUGGAAGGUCGUGACUUCAUCAUCUUUACCGACCAUAAACCUCUGACGUAUGCCUUACACACCACUACUGACAGAUAUUCACCGCGUGAAUUACGUCACCUAGAUUAUAUUUCGCAAUUCACGUCGGACAUCCGUCAUAUUUCUGGUGUGAAUAACCCUGUCGCGGACGCACUGUCUCGCGUUUGCACCACUACUUUGCCUCGAGCAGUCGACUUACGGAAGAUUGCCGAACUUCAGGAUUCAGACGAGGAGAUUGAAAAACUUCAACACUCAUCCUCUCUGAAGAUACAGCGUCUACCGCUCCUGAACAGUGAAGUGUCAAUAUUGUGCGACACCUCCACAGGCACACCCAGACCGGUUGUUCCUUUAUCCUUGCGUAAGCAUGUUUUUGAUGCUUUGCACAAUCUUUCACAUCCUGGCAUCCGCGCCACUGACAAGCUCAUAUCUGCUAGGUUUGUUUGGCCUGGUAUUAACCGUGAUGUUCGAAACUGGACACGGUCAUGUAUUCAGUGCCAACGUUCCAAGGUGAAUCGUCACAACAUCCCACCACUUGGAACUUUCGCCAAACCUGACUCACGAUUCGCUCAUGUCCACUUAGACAUUGUCGGCCCACUUCCACCCUCCGAUGGAUAUAGUUACCUACUGACAUGUGUCGAUAGGUUUACUCGCUGGCCGUUAGCCAUCCCACUGUCUAACAUUACUGCCGAAACAGUAAGUCGGGUUUUCGUCGAAGGAUGGGUUUCACAGUUUGGAUGCCCUUCCACCGUGACAACCGACAGAGGCCAACAGUUCGAAUCCGCUACCUUCCAGAAGCUGAUGAAUCUGUUGGGAUGCAAACGCAUCCGCACUACCGCAUAUCAUCCAGCUUCCAAUGGUUUGGUCGAGCGAUUCCACCGACACCUUAAGAGCGCACUAAUGGCAGUCGACAAUAUGAAAUGGACUGAGUCUCUGCCGUUGGUUCUUCUCAGCAUCCGUUCUACACUCAAGACUGAUAUACAGUGUACACCUGCUGAGUUAGUUUACGGUAGUAACUUACGUUUGCCGGGUGAGAUGGUCGCUUCAGACUGCAGUGACCCAACUCCUACCGAUAUCCAUGGCUAUGCUCAAACUCUUAAGUUACACAUGCGUCGCCUCCAACCCUCAUCCACACGGAUACAGUGUAGACGGGUGCAGCUGGAUAAAAGACUCCAAGAUUGCACUCACGUCUUUGUGCGUUGUGACGGUGUACGUAAGCCCUUACAGCCACCAUACGACGGACCCUUCAAGGUUCUCAGUAGGAAAGAAAAGUUUUUCGUCAUUGACAGAUCUGGACGGCAGGAUUCUAUAAGUGUCGAUCGUUUGAAGGCAGCUUAUAUAGAGGACGACCCGCCUUCCUCUACACCGACACAACUAGAAAAACCCUUGCCGCCGGACUCCCUAACAGACUCGUUUAGUCGCGCGUAUCCUGAACCUUCUAAAAGAGCCACGUCUAGUAACACUGAUCCAGUACCCUCUACACGUGCUGGGAGGCGUGUACAUUGGCCCAAGCGAUACGCCGAGUUCGUUAAUUAGCCCCAGAGCAACUUCACACUUGGUGAAUUCGGAGUUUCAACUACUUUGUCGUGGCAUACACUUUCAAUGCGUUUUCAUACCUAAAGUUUUCAAAAGUCAUGUUUACUACUUUGCAAACAGUUUUUUUUUAAAAAAAAAAAAAAAAGAAAAACCAAAAAUACAAUUUAAAUUCCGAAAACUUUUUUUGGUUGGUUAUUUUUUUUUUUUCUGUACUACUCCCACUUCGAAUUGUUUGGUUUUCCUUUUCUUAGCACUCUAAUGUCCCAUUUCUUUCUUCUUGCAGAACCUAGAAAAUGCGUUGAAAAUUGGAUACAAUUGGCCGCUGACGAUGCUACUUGGAUCGUUCUUCGGUUCUCUUUGUACCAAUUUCCCCCUGUACACUCCCCGGUAGAUUAAGAAGCAAUAGGGAAAAGUAGACGGAGGCUUUGGGUCACCUUCCACCACUGCGAGAAGGGUUGCGUCUAGACGCAAAGUUAUCUUACCUCGUAGGUGUGCAUAGUUGCACUAGCUUCGGAGACCCACACGUCACCUACUCCAUCACCAAUAUGGAAAGGUGUUGCGUGUCCGCCUCGCAGUCGCCUCCUAGGAUCGAAGGUUGCCGGUAUCCCAACAACCUUCUAGGAGGGGGAUAACCUGUAGUGCACCUUCCUGGCACCAAAAUAUAACUAGGGCUAAAAUAAAUAGUUUAAAUUAAAUUAACUAAAUAAAUCUCUAGCUUGCCUCCGGAUGCUUAGGGUGUUUUAAGUUUUGUUUUAACGAGCAUGCAUCCGAGCAGGCUUGGACGCCAUUUUUGCGCUCCAUUGUGCUGAUCACCACGCACGUACUCCGAGUCCCUAGUUCAGCCUUACAAGCCAGAUAAGUUGAUUAAACUUUUCCCUCAUUCAUUAUUAUAACAUUUACCUUAAAUACAUAGCUCCUUUAAAU